AUGUCUCCGUCCGCCGACGCCGCCGGGCCCGCCUCCUCCGCCUCGGCGCCCCCGCUCACGCCCUCAUCGCGGCGCAGCUCAACUACCUCCUCUCGCACUCCAAGCUUCCCAUCAGGGUAUGCGCUCCCUUCACCCCCUGCUCUUCCUCGCCUUCGCCUUGCCACUCGCCGUCUCACUUGGCUCGCUUGCAGGUGGGACAGAUCUGGUCCGGCUGCCGCAACGGCAGCCCCGCCGAUCGGUUCACGCUCGCCAUCCCCUUCUGCCUCGACUACGUCCACUGUAACGCACCCUCGCUCGAAGCGCUCUAAUGGUACUAGGGUUUGGAACUGUAGCUCAGAUUCUGCCACCGCAGGGGAUUUCGUGUACAAUGCGCUGUCUCCCAAGGUGGCGCCAGACGUGGUGUUCGGGCCGGAGGACGAGAGGUUCCAGCCGCUGGUCGACUACGAUGUGGCUGGAAAUGGCGAUAAGAGCUGCUUGGCGCGUUGGGAUUGCCGCGCCCCCGAGGGACUCCUUGCCCUCGUACAGGAGCUCCGAGAAUUGUACAUUGAAUACCAAAAGAAGCGGGUUCACAUGGUGGAUGACGCAAGAGUGGCGUUUGAACUAAGCACUGUUCUCUCUAAGGAGGGAAUCGAAGUCUGCAUGGUACCUUCUGCUGAUAGGCCAGAUGAGGUGAAAUUUGCUGUACCACUUCUGGACUCUGACCUUGACAUUGCCAAACUGGUGCCAGGAUGUCCUUGGAGAUUACCUCAAAAGAUCCAUCUCCAGGUCAUUUUUCCAAUUAGUAGGAGUUCAAGCUACUCUUCUAUGCCUUCUGCUCCACGACUCAAACUAAUCUCAACACCAGAUUUGAAGUCACUUCUCUCAGUUGAGGAUGUGAAACUCCCUCCAUGGUCAAAUGGGAUGAGGGCUACAAUUCUUUCCAUUUCUGGAAUUUUCACAUUUCUGGUUCACUUUGCCAUCCCCCUUCAAUUCCCAAAGCAACAACCUGUCCUCACAUUGCAGAGUUCUCAGCACUGUAAUGCUGACGGGACGCCUAUUAUGUCGCCCCCAAUAAAUGACUACCCCUGGAGUCCUAGAUGGGAUCAGGCAGAUAUGGUUGAACGUAUCUAUGACUUCCUGACUGACGAGUGCCAAAAUUUCAAGAAGUUCUGCAGCGAUGCUAUCACUCAGCAGAAGUAG
Molecule: messenger RNA, 1179 nt
Organism: Miscanthus lutarioriparius
Lineage: Eukaryota; Viridiplantae; Streptophyta; Magnoliopsida; Poales; Poaceae
Source: the annotation of a GenBank genome assembly